Molecule: messenger RNA, 3352 nt
Organism: Ictalurus punctatus (channel catfish)
Lineage: Eukaryota; Metazoa; Chordata; Actinopteri; Siluriformes; Ictaluridae
Gene: helq
Product: helicase, POLQ like
Exons: 18
Coding region: 254-3250 (998 amino acids)
Molecular function (GO): ATP binding; nucleic acid binding
Source: RefSeq, a predicted model, not a curated record
CCUAAGCAUCAAUAUGUUAUUGACAGCUUAGUUUGUUGUUGAAGCGGAAGAUCAUCAUAGCUCAUUCAUGGGCUUAUUACCACGAUGGAAGUUUCUAUAGUCACAUAUUCCUUUAUAGUCACAACUAUUUAUAUUCCUUAUAAUUGAAAAUUGAUGAUAUCAACAGCCCGCGACUGCUAUUACAGUCAUGAAGCGGUGGCAAGUCAGGUAGCUAAGUUAGCCUGCAGUUAGCCAGCUAUAUAACGGAAGAGGUAUGAGUAGAGACGCAGAAGUCCACAGUGAAAUUGUUGUAAAACGCAGCUCUUGGUCCAAAAAGAGAAACAGAGAUGGAAUGAGAAGUGAUUUAACUCCGGCGAAAAAGCGGCUCAGCUCUGAGAAAUGCAAAACAACUGAACAUAUGAAUCUAACGCAGAUCAGGGUAGAGGACGCAGUCACAGAGCAGUGCUGCAGUGACGGCGAGGAUCUCUUUGACGGCUAUGACAGCAUCAUCGCUGACACCUCCUUCCUUGCUAAGCUGGACGAUGUUGAACAGGACCAAGCAUCACAAACCACCGAAAGCACCACUGAUCAUCUCACAGACUUCACAGAGGAAUUCCAUGAUGCAUCACUGAGGGAUUUACCGAGCUCCCAGCUUGCAUUUCAGCAAGACAUGCAAAAUAAAUUGCACCCCACCCACGCUGGAGGAAUCGGGAGCACAUCUACUCCUGAUGUGAGAUGCUCGAAGCAGUCCGUCUGCUAUGAUCAGAACAAACCGGCCAGCAAGGCCAGGAGAAGCAUGGCUGACCAGCUGAAGAGAGCCAUGCUGGAAAACGCAGCUGCUUCCAACACCGUGUCAAAGGCGAUUCUGCAGAAAGAGGCAGCAGUGAGUGAAGAAAUCAACGUCGCUGUGCAGACCAUCAAAUCUGCUCCCCCAGAAGGAGACCUGGGUCCUUUCUUUGGGCUUCCGUCCAAAGUUAAGGAUUUAAUCAUGAGACUGAAGAGGAUUGAGGAUUUGUAUGAGUGGCAGAAGGCGUGUCUGAAUUUGGAUUCGGUUCUCCACAGAAAGAAUCUGAUCUACUCUCUACCGACGAGUGGAGGGAAGACGUUGGUGGCUGAGAUUCUUAUUUUUAAAGAGAUUCUCUGUAGGAAGAAAGACGCACUGCUGAUCUUACCAUAUGUGUCCCUGGUGCAAGAAAAGGUUCGAGGCUUGGCGAGUUUUGGUAUUGAGCUGGAGUUCUUGGUAGAGGAGUAUGCUGGGAGUAAAGGAAAAUUCCCUCCAGUAAAAAGACGAAUCAAGAACUCACUUUACAUUGCCACGAUUGAGAAAAGCCAUAGCCUGGUGAACUCACUGAUUGAGACACAUCGACUGGACAACAUCGGCCUGGUGGUGGUGGAUGAGCUCCACAUGCUUGGAGACGGCAGCAGAGGAGCGAUUCUUGAGAUGACUCUGGCCAAAGUACUGUACAUCAGCAAAAGCACACAGAUCAUCGGAAUGAGUGCAACCCUGGGCAACGUAGCUGAUCUUCUGACCUUCCUGAGGGCUGAGAACUACACCAAUGACUUUAGACCUGUCCAACUGAAAGAGUAUGUGAAACUGAGGGACAGUAUAUAUGAAGUCGAUCCUAAGGAGGAGCAUUGCUUCCGGUUCUCACGUGUGCUGACUUUUAAGUACUCCAGCGGGAUGCAGAAGCUGGAUCCGGACCACAUCAUUGCUCUGGUUACUGAAGUGAUACCGCAUCAGUCCUGUUUGAUAUUCUGUCCCACCAAGAAGAACUGUGAAAAUGUAUCUGGCAUGAUCUGCAAGUAUCUGAAUAAAGACUUCCUGAAGCACCGAGAGGAGGAGAAGGUGAGUCUACUAUCCGAGCUGAGGAACAGCGGGAACGGCUCGCUGUGUCCCGUGCUGCAGAAGACCGUGCCCUUCGGCCUGGCGUACCACCACAGUGGUCUGACCGGCGAUGAGAGGAAGCUGCUGGAGGAGGCGUACUCAUGCGGAGUGCUGUGUCUCCUCGCUUGCACCUCCACUCUGGCUGCAGGCAUCAACCUUCCCGCUCGCAGGGUGAUCCUGCGCUCCCCGUAUGUGGGUGUAGACUUCUUAAAGAGGAGUCAGUACAAGCAGAUGGUGGGAAGAGCGGGUCGUGCUGGGAUCGAUUCGAUGGGCGAGAGCAUCCUCAUCCUGCAGGAAAAAGACAGAGAUAGGGCAAAAGAACUGGUGUGUGCACCAGUGGAGAACUGUUACAGCAACCUGCUGCAUGAUGGGAGUCGCGGUCUUCUGAGUCUCAUCCUCUCCCUCAUCGGCCUUGAUAUAACUUGCACUGUGGAGCAGGUCCUGGAGUUCAUGUCCAGGACGUUACUCAGCGUCCAGGAGACUCGGCUUUGUCAGCAGAAGAGCCUUCGUGAGCUUAUAUUGGAGUCGAUAGAGAUCCUGAAACAGAAGGGUCUCAUCGACCCCUCGUCACAUGAGCAAGCUGUGCUGCAUGUCACCAAACUUGGAAGAGCAACAUAUAAAGGCUCAGUAGAUCUGAGAUACUCUGAUGUCCUCUAUAGAGACCUGUCUAAAGGUCUGGAGGGUCUGCUGCUAAACAGUUUCCUGCAUUUGGUGUAUCUGGUUACUCCAUAUGACAUUGUGUCCCAGAUCAAACCAGACUGGAUGAUCUACUUCAGCCAGUUAACAAAGUUGUCUGCCGCUGAACAGAAGAUGGCGGCCACUAUUGGGGUGCCGGAGAGCUUCCUCGUUCGGAAAGCAGCUGGACAGAGUGUGAGGAAGAGUAUAGACCCUGCAGUGGUGAACAGACUGUACCUGGCUCUGGUGCUUUAUUCUCUGCUGAAUGAGACAAACGUGUGGAACGUCUCCGACCGAUUCCAGCUGACACGUGGCCUUAUUCAGACCCUCGUCAGUUCCACCUCGGCCUUCUGCUCCUGCGUGCUGCAUUUCACCGAGGAGUUGGAGGAGUUUUGGGCCUAUAAAGCUCUCCUCACUGAGCUGACCCGCAGACUGACCUACUGCGUACAAGCCGACCUCAUUCCACUAAUGGAGGUCGCAGGAGUCAUGGAGUUCCGAGCCAAGCAGCUGUACAAUGCUGGAUAUAAAACAUUGCCUCAUCUUGCCAAUGCUGACCCGAACGUCCUGGUGAAAACUGUGGAGCAUCUUUAUAAGAGACAGGCUAAUCAGAUUGUGGCCUCAGCAAAAAUGCUGUUACAGGAGAAAGCAGAAGCUCUGCAGGAAGAGGUCGACGAGCUGCUUAUGUUCCCUAGUGACCUCCCGUCUGCCUAAAUUUGUCUAUAAUGUGAUUUAAUUUAACAUGUAUACUGUUUAUAUUUAUCCACGAUGGCCAGCCCAUGUGUCUAAAAUAAAAAUGAGAUACUGUGCAUUUUA